Molecule: messenger RNA, 3454 nt
Organism: Astyanax mexicanus (Mexican tetra)
Lineage: Eukaryota; Metazoa; Chordata; Actinopteri; Characiformes; Acestrorhamphidae
Gene: kaznb
Product: kazrin, periplakin interacting protein b
Exons: 10
Coding region: 114-1622 (502 amino acids)
Source: RefSeq, a predicted model, not a curated record
AGCAGCAGCAGCAGCAGCAGUAGUGAUCAGGAGGGGGGGGUGAUAUCAGAGGGGUGAACAGUGUGAAUCCCGACUGUCUGAAAGGUGAAGGACGCGGCUGACCUUCGCCGGUCAUGGAGGACACGCUCACCUGCAGCCCCGCCACCUUCUCCCAGGUGUUUGGACGGCAGGGACAGCUGAUGCAGGCCACGGUGCAGUCUCUGAACAGUCUGAAUGAUCAGAUCGCUCACUUCAUGGUGAACAGACCCAACUCACUGAGUCACGAGGAGGCGGCGUUUCUCCCCACUGAGAAAGACACUCUGAAACAGAGCAUGACCCUGAUGAGACACCUGCUGAUGGACGCUCAGGGUAAAAUCCUGAAGAUGAUGGAGGACAAUAAGCAGCUCGCGCAGAGGAUCGAUGGAGCGAUUCAGUCCGCCAGUCAGGAGGUGACCAACCUGCGCUCAGAGCUCUCCGCCACCAGCAGCAGACUGGCCGAACUGGGAGCCAGCAGCCCCGAGAACCACCAGCUCAACCACCACACACACGAUCCGGUGGUCCAGCACAGGCAGAAGACGCUGGUGUCUGAUUUCUGCUUCCAGACGGAAAUGUCCAGCCUGAUGGAUUUCAGCACCGCAGAUUCUUCUCUGAAUAAAGUGCUGCUGAGGGAGGAAGUGGCUCAGCUGCAGGAGGAAGUUCACCUCCUGAGACAGAUGAAGGAGAUGCUGAGUAAAGAUCUGGAAGAGUCUCAGGGCUGUCCGGCGAACACACUGUCGGCCGCCGAGCUCCGGGUUCAGCUCGGGGAGAAGGAGCAGGAGCUGAACCGAGCCAAAGAGGCCUUACAAGCUAUGAAAGGUGAUCGUAAGAGGUUAAAGGUGGAGAAAGCUGAGCUGGUGAAUCAGAUGCAGCAGCUUUACACCACGCUGGAGAGCCGAGAGGAGCAGCUCCGAGAUUUCAUUCGUAACUACGACCAACACAGAAAGGAGAGUGAGGACGCAGUGAAGGUGUUAGCUAAAGAGAAGGAUCUGUUGGAGAGGGAGAAAUGGGAUUUACGUCGACAGACGAAAGAAGCGACAGAACACGCGAACCUGCUGCGAUCUCAGAUCGACAUGAAGGAGAACAGGAUCAAAGAGCUGGAGGCGGAGCUUACUAUGGCGAAGCAGUCUCUGGCGACUUUAACUAAAGACGUGCCGAAGCGUCACUCGGUGGUGAUGCCGGUGGAGCCGGUGGUGAACGGGAGUCAGGAGUGGGUGAUGCAGGCGGAGCUUCCUCUAACUGCAGCCAUCAGACAGAGUCAACACACACUGUACCACUCACACCCUGCAGAGAGACAAGCGGCGUUGCGGAUCAGUCCCUGUCACUCCCGUCAGCCCUCCGUCCUCUCGGACGCUUCGGCGGCGGACGGCGACCGAUCGUCUACACCCAGCGACAUCAACUCCCCGCGGCACCGGACUCACUCUCUCUGCAAUUCUAUGGAGGAUCUGGAGGAUCAGAAGCGUAAGAAGAAGAAGGAGAAGAUGAGUCUGGGUUCUCUUUCUCGGGUUUUCGCGAGGGGAAAGUCUCAGAGGAAGUCUCUGGACCCGGGUCUGUUUGAUGGUACUUCCACACCUGAUUAUUAUAUAGAGGAGGAUGCCGACUGGUGAUUAGCCUGAAUGAGUGUGAGUGUGUGUGUGUGUGUGUGUGUGUGAGAGGUGUGUGUGUGUUUGCUGUAUCCCCUCAAAUACAGCAGGAAGGAGGAAUAAAACUGCUGCCUGCUUGAAAUGUACAUAAUACACUGCAAAUAAUGUAUGUAAAUGAAAUAUAUAUAUAUAUAUUUAUAUAUGUAGGCAUAUGUACAUAUGUUUACAUAAGUAUAAAUAUAUAAAUGGGAUUCUUUGCGUGUGAAUAUGUUUAUGCUGUGUUAUAACGCUUUUGUUUGUGGUAAUAUAUGUCUCUUUUUUUAUAAACUGGAAACUUGAAUUUUGCUGUGCGUUUUUGUAAAUAGGCGUUCCUGUGCACCUUGUGUUCAUUAUGUCUCUGUCCUGGAUGCUUCUGUUCCAUUUUCAAGCUUAAUGUAGCGUUCUCGUCUCCAUCUGCCACACGGCUCAUCCUCAUAUCAUCACUGAUGUUUACUCAGCUUUUAUUACUCGAGAAUUAUUAGCAAACUAUUGUGAUAGAAUUUCAGCUGAAGUUUUGAGUUGAAGUAGGACUGUACUCAAACAACGGCCGCUGUUAUUAAAUAUUAAAUAAGUAUGAAUUAUACACACACACACAUUAAUCCUCACCACGUCACAGCAUUAUCCUAUACAGAGCAACGUUCUACACAGAGUUUCAUUUAUACCAAAAAAAGGAGAGUUAAUUAUACAAAAAACUACUAAUAAGUGUGAUAUCAGUACUUGCAGAGCGGAUAUAGAGUUGUAGGCAGUACUAUAGAGGGGUAAUAAUCUUAUAGAUCUCAGUAGAGGAGAUAUAUCAGUGUUACAGUGCUGUAUCAGAUAUGCAGCAUCUAGAAGCUGAUUAAUAAUCACUGUACUGUUUGUUGGCAGGUGGGAUGUAAUAUAACCAGACCUGAACCAUGAUACCUUUUUACUUUAUCAGACUAAACACACAAUACACGCUUACACACACUCAUACACACUCAUACACACUCAUACACACUCAUACACACUCUAUCACAUGCAUAAGCAUUAUUUACGAUAUUCUAUGAAGUAUAUCUCAGCCCUGACUGUGGCUCUGAUUCCUGUAUUUGCACAGAAAGACUAGUGAAGAUUCUGGCAGGACAGAACCGAACCUCCCGCUGAUCCCAACCCUUAAUAAACAAGUGCCAAAGGUUUUAGUUCAUUCCUAAUAUAUAGAUAUAGAAUAUCUCUCUCUCUCUCUCUGGGCCCUAUCUUACACUCUGCGCAAGGCAGGUAGCUGCACCGUUAAAAUAGGAACCCGCCAAAGUCAGAGCUCACCUGACUCUUAAAGUGAUGAAAGAAUGAAAGACUUGAUUGAUUAAUUAAGAGAAUUAGUACUAGUAUUAAUAUUCCUGUUUUCCUGUCACAAUAGAAACAAUGUGGAUCACUAAAAUAGGGCCCUUUUCCUCUCUCUCUCUCGCUCUGCAGAAACAGCAGUCAGAUGCAUAUCCUGCAUUGCUUUCAUAACCUACUUCUGAUUUAUUAGCGAGGGCCAAUGAUGUCAUGCUUUUCUCACUGUGCUGAAGCGUAUCAAACGCACUCUUUUCUUUCCUAAGCUUUUCUUUGCAUUGUGAGGCACUGAUCUGUUCUGUUAAAUUAAUCUUCCUUCCUGUUCGUUCUAAUGAUUUUUAUGUUGAAAGGUCUGUAAUGUAAAAUAUGUCAGAUAUAAGAGUCGAUCUAUUAAAGACAUUUAUUUAAAGAUUAGCAAAGAAGUUAUUAUUUCAGUGCAUAAAGACAGAGGUUUUAACAUUCUGGAAAUAAAUAUGAUUAAAAAGAUCAAAAUAAAAGCUUAUUUUAAAAUAAAACACAUAACCCGA